AUGGCGGACGGCGGCACAGCGGAGGCCUCGGCAGCGCCCACUCCUCCCCCUCCCGAGGGCCACGGCUCGUGCGCGGGCUGGGCCCAGCGCCUGCGGGUCGGGCUGGCGGGGGCUGGCAUUUCGCUGUGGGUCGUGGCCGGCCUGGGGUUGCUCUACGCUUUGAGAGCUCCCCUGAGGCUGUGUGAGAAUCUGGCGGCGGUGACAGCAUUUUUAAAUUCUUUGACUCCAAAAUUCUAUGUGGCACUAACAGGGACAUCAUCUCUAAUAUCUGGACUAAUAUUUAUAUUUGAAUGGUGGUACUUCCGGAAGUAUGGCACAUCAUUUAUUGAGCAAGUAUCUAUAAGCCAUUUGCGGCCACUUAUUGGAGGGACAGAGAACAAUGUUCCAGAGCCAGGUUCUCCUUCUGGUAGCAGGGAGACUGAUACCAAUAGGCAAAAUUUGUCAGAAUGCAAGGUAUGGCGAAACCCUUUAAAUCUUUUCAGAGGAGCUGAAUAUAGAAGAUAUACGUGGGUGACGGGUAAGGAACCACUUACAUACUACGACAUGAACUUGUCAGCUCAGGAUCAUCAGACCUUUUUCACUUGUGAUACUGAUUCUCUACGUCCUUCAGAUACAGUUAUGCAGAAGGCAUGGCGAGAGAGAAAUCCUCCAGCUCGCAUCAAAGCAGCUUAUCAAGCUUUAGAACUGAACAAUGAUUGUGCCACCGCCUAUGUUCUCUUGGCUGAGGAGGAGGCAACGACGAUUGUCGAUGCUGAGAAGUUAUUUAAACAGGCCCUCAAAGCUGGGGAGACAAUUUACAGGAGGUCACAGCAGCACCAGCACCAGAGUCCUCAGCACGAAGCCCAACUUAGAAGAGACACCAAUGUAUUGGUUUAUAUUAAACGAAGACUAGCAAUGUGUGCAAGAAAAUUAGGAAGAAUAAGAGAAGCAGUAAAAAUAAUGAGAGAUCUAAUGAAAGAAUUUCCUCCUCUUAGUAUGUUGAACAUCCAUGAAAAUCUUCUAGAAUCCCUUCUAGAAUUACAGGCUUAUGCAGAUGUUCAGGCAGUUCUGGCGAAAUAUGAUGAUAUCAGUCUUCCAAAGUCAGCAGCAAUUUGUUAUACAGCAGCACUCUUGAAGACUAGGACCGUGUCGGAUAGAUUUUCUCCAGAAACAGCUUCUAGAAGAGGACUGAGCACUGCGGAAAUUAAUGCCGUGGAAGCAAUUCAUAGAGCAGUAGAAUUUAACCCUCAUGUUCCAAAAUAUUUACUUGAAAUGAAAAGUUUAAUAUUACCCCCAGAACAUAUUCUGAAGCGAGGGGACAGUGAGGCAGUUGCCUAUGCUUUCUUUCAUCUUCAGCACUGGAAACGAAUAGAAGGUGCCCUUAAUCUGUUGCAGUGUACGUGGGAAGGCACUUUUAGAAUGAUUCCAUACCCAUUAGAGAAAGGCCAUCUAUUUUACCCUUAUCCCAGCUGCACGGAGACAGCCGACAGAGAACUAUUACCCACAUUUCAUCAUGUUUCUGUUUACCCAAAGAAGGAGCUUCCUUUUUUCAUUCACUUCACAGCAGGCCUGUGUUCUUCUACAGCAAUGCUUGCCCUUCUCACCCAUCAGUUUCCUGAAAUCAUGGGUGUUUUUGCUAAAGCUUUUGAAGAAAGAUUGCAGCUGUGCAUAUGGGAUCAUGGAGGAACUGUGAGAAAAAAUGUUCCUAGGUGUAUGGCAGGGUAGCAGAGUCAGGAAGGGAAGAAGAGAAAUGUGGAAUAGACUUGUAAACAUUGGAAUGACUGUAUUCUCUUGAGAGUAGUGGCCAAGAGAUGGGAUAGAGUAUACUGUUUCCAUCAUCUAUCAUUGAUAGCAGGUAGUGCCUGCCAUGAUCUGAGAGAUCACUGAUGGCUAGAAGAUCCCAUAAGAACCACAUGGAAUUAAAUAUACUUCUGAUAGUAUUCCUCUAUGAAUUAUUCCUUUAUGAAUAAAUAGUAACAAUAGGAAAUGCAACCUCCUUUAAUAGAUUAAAAUGUAAUCAAACCAAGUAAUCUAUGCUGCAGAAAUUUUUUUGCACUAUUAAAGCCUCUAGUUUUUGUAGAAUAGGCUUUUUACCAUUAACUUUUGAUUUAAAAUAUUUUUAUAUUUGUAACUUUGUUGGAUUGAUAUGAAGAUUUUUGUAUGUAAUUUUAAAAAUGGUGUCCUGCCAAAAUGAACUCUUACAGGUCAUGUUUCAUCUCAAAGAUUUUUACAUAUGAUCUUAAAAUUCCUAAAGUCGUGAGAAGACAGAAAAUAGUUUCAGACUAAUACUGAGAUGUUGUCGUUUAGAGGGAACUAUCUAACUAUUAUAGAUGGGGUGCUAACUAAGACACAAAGAGUUCUCAAUUUAUGAAUUUACCCAUACAUACUGGAAAGUUGACCACUUUCUGUAUCUGGCACUUCUCUACUCCUCCCAUUUACCUACCCAUUGAUUUUGGUGGGGGCCAGUUGACUUUUGGUGGGGGAAGAAAGGGGUGUCAGAAAUAGUAACUUAAUGUUUCUUAUACAAAUGUAAAACUUGGUCUCUCAUGCAUAUAUGAAGAAAGGAAAGAUCUAUUGCAUUUUCUCUUAGAAACUGCUAGUAAUGGCGGGUUGAUAUUGUUGAAACAUUGCAGGUAUUUUACUGAUUAAAUAGUCUUUUGUGGGGUGGUCUGGAAACUUAACCACUAUUUAUAGCACUUUCCUAUAAGAAAAUCCGUUAAAUUCCAUACAACCCAAUUAUAAAUGGACUCCUGGAACACAACCCAUUCCUAAUUUAGCAACUGCCUAUUGUCAGGCAUUCAUUCAGUCAUUAAGAUAUUUGUUAGAGGGGUCAACACACCAGAAAAUGGGGACGAUUCUCUGAAGCGUGCUCAUUUAGUCAAGGGAAACCUUUCAGAAAGUUUUCUUAGUGAGUUUAUUUCAUAGUUAGCAUUAUCUCUCAUUUCCCUCCUUUCACUUUAAGAUUUAUAAAAUUGUUACAAAAAUUUGUUUUUUCUAAACUAUCUUUAAGAAAUUUAUAUAUCUUUCAUACUUAUGAGUCAUAAAACCUUAGAGUUGGAAGAGAUUUUGGAGGUCAUCUAGUCUAACCUCUGUCCAAAUCAUAAAAUUCCCAUAUAACAUGGAUUAUCCAGAUGAUUAGCUUCUACUUAAAGACCUCCAAUGACAUGGAGUUCACUACCCCCAAAAUGAACUAAAAGGAUUGGUAUUAUGUGCUCAUUUCAAUGAUAUUGUGCUUUAUAGAACUUGACUUCACUUUUACAAAACUGAUUUUUUUCCUGGAUGAUCUGAAAACUUCAUCUAGCAUCAGAUAAAGAAAGAGAAAGAAGACAAGAAGUGGAAUGUGCUGAUACCACACUUGAUAUUCUCCUUUGUUAAAAUGUCUGAAAAAGGGAGGAUUGCCUUAAACCAGUAGUUUGUUUUUUUACAUGCUAUGUUAAAUAUCAAAAUUCAGAGUAAGGGUAGUAAACAGGCUAGUUGAACUGUAAUGUGAUUCUUGUUAUCUGAGAAGAACUUUUCUUCAGGAAUUCUGCAUGCUCCUUAAAAAGCCAGCCCUACUCUCUUUGGUUUCAUUUUUAUUUUUUGUAAAACAGGCUUCCUUCCUUCUUAUUCAGUAGCAUUUGAUUGGGCCUUCUCCUUAGCAUUAGUACUCCAAAAAGAAGCCACUUAUGGUGUCAUGUGCUGCUUUUAUCAGCCAAGUAAUAAUACAGUAAUAGAUCUAGGUUUCUUCCAUGUGACAGAUUGUUUAUGAAUAUAAACAUUCUAUAGUUUGGGUUUAACAAAAUAGGGAAGUCUAUGAAGCUGUGGAAGAAGAUGCUAUAAUGUUGUAACAUAAAGUGGAGAAUCAGAAAGAUCCCUGACUCUCCAAAUAAAAUGCUGAUAGUUAUUUUCUCCAAAGCAGCACUUCACUAAAUUUUUGUUCCACUUGCUUUGUAUUAUAGUUAUGCUGAUCAGGGAGCGGGCCCCGUUUCCACAUAGUUCUUCUAAUCUUUAUGUGGGAAAAUGUAGUUGGACAUGCCAGUGAUGAAUUUCUGAGCAACUUAUAAUUGGCUAGCUCUAGUGUAACCAGGGCCUAACAAUCUGCUUGAUUAAUUCUUUAAGGGCAGCAUUAGCCAAGUUGUAUGAUUUCCAAAGAGAUAGGUCAAAUGUUACACUAACAAAGGACCUCUAUGUAAAAUUUUUCUCUUGGGCUCCUUCAACUCCUUCCCAAAAAUAAUUAACUUUUUUCUUCCAAAAUUACAUUUGGUUUUGAAUAAAGAUAUGAGUGCCAAGUGUUGCCCUCCCUGAAUGGUCACUAAACAUUUAGGAAGGUCAUUCUGGCCAUAAAGUUUUCUCCAGAGUAAAAUUAAUUUUUGAUUCUGGCAUUACUCAAAAGAUACCAGUGGAAGAAGAAAUGUUAAAUAUAGUUAUAAAGUAUGCUUAAUAAAUGAUUGUUAUACCCAGCAUUUAGUCUCACUUUAUGUAGUGCCAUUUUGACAGAGUGCAACUUUAAGAAGUUAUCUGGAUAAUUCCUAAAUAGGUAGAGAGUCUUUUAAAAUAGUAUCAUCUUAUUUCAGAAAGGCUGAAUAGCUAUGACUAAUGUGUACCUCUUUUGCAAGUGUAUAGUGUCACAAUCAGUCCUCAAAUUGACAACAGAUGACUUUGUAUGAAAAUUGAUUAUUUUGGAAAUGAAUUUCUACAUUGCAUGCAAAUUCUUAUGGCAGAAAUGAUGUGUGUUUUUCUUCCCCCCCAAUUUUCAACUUAGAUUGUACUCCUGAAAGCAUUGUUGUGUAACUGCCUGUUGAGGCUACACUGUACCAGAAGUGUUUCGAUGAGACUCGAAUGAAUAAAAUGAGCC
This is a messenger RNA of Vombatus ursinus (common wombat), 4813 nucleotides long. RefSeq names its product suppression of tumorigenicity 7 like (gene ST7L). The transcript is spliced from 15 exons. NCBI's taxonomy places the organism in Eukaryota, Metazoa, Chordata, Mammalia, Diprotodontia, Vombatidae. Bases 1 to 1704 code for a protein of 567 amino acids. The record is from RefSeq and is a predicted model, not a curated record.